Messenger RNA from Ailuropoda melanoleuca (giant panda), 711 nucleotides. RefSeq names its product histone H2A type 1-A. The record is from RefSeq and is a predicted model, not a curated record. Gene Ontology annotation, molecular function: DNA binding; protein heterodimerization activity; structural constituent of chromatin. Gene Ontology annotation, cellular component: nucleosome. Lineage: Eukaryota; Metazoa; Chordata; Mammalia; Carnivora; Ursidae.
AUGUUUGUGCGCGGGAAACAGGGUGGCAAAGCACGCGCUAAGGCUAAGUCCAGUUCAUCUAGAGCCGGCUUGCAGUUCCCGGUGGGCCGAAUCCACCGUCUGCUCCGCAAGGGCAAUUAUGCGGAGCGCUUUGGGGCUGGUGCACCGGUGUACCUGGCGGCCGUGCUGGAGUACCUCACAGCCGAGAUUCUAGAGCUGGCGGGCAACGCUUCUCGUGCCAACGAGAAGACGCGCAUCAUCCCCCGCCAUUUACAGUUGGCCAUCCGCAAAGACGAGGAACUGAACAAGCUUCUGGGCGGUGUCACCAUCGCACAGGGCGGCGUCCUGCCCAACAUCCAGGCCAUGCUGCUACCCAAAAAGACCGAUCACCACCACAAAGUCCAGGGCAAGUAAUUCCCAAGUCAUGAAUCCCGAUGAGUGACAAUGUUCGGGGAAGAAAAACCAAAAGCUCUUUUCAGAGCCACUCAAAUGAUCAGGGAAGACUGUGCAUAUGCUGCCAUGUAUGUGGGAUGCUUACGCGUAUAUAUAGGUACACAUGCCCUGAAUCUUAGUAAAAAUCCCAGCGCUCCAAAAUGACCUUUGGUUCUACUAACGGGUUCUUUUGAGUUGUAAAGCUGUUGAGGCUCAACAAGCUUCCCUGGUAAGUGGUCAGCAAGGAUCUGAAGGUUUUUUUGAGAGUGCAGUGGGAGGGGCAGAGAGCAGGAGGGAGAA